This is a messenger RNA of Fusarium subglutinans, 2025 nucleotides long. RefSeq lists its product as uncharacterized. The record is from RefSeq and is a predicted model, not a curated record. The transcript has 4 exons. Lineage: Eukaryota; Fungi; Ascomycota; Sordariomycetes; Hypocreales; Nectriaceae. Gene Ontology annotation, cellular component: extracellular region. The coding region runs from base 1 to 2025 and encodes 674 amino acids.
AUGAAGUCCAAGAGUAUCAUGGCCGCUUCAGCAAUGCUGGAGCUUGCACUUGCCCAAGCUUCUGCUGAUCCUCUUUGCUCAACCGUCAUCAAUCUUCAGCCCAUUGAAUAUCAGUUCCAGCAGCCUAUCCUCAUCGACUCCUACUUCCCUGCAAACACCGACAUUAUCCUUGAUGAUGGCCUUGUUGUGCAUGUCACCAAUGCUCCCACGUCUUUAAGCACUGUCCUGACUGAUGUCUCGACAAGCUUGACAACGCUGACAAGCGCUACCAACGGCAACGGCAACGGCUCUCCUCCAGAUGGAGGCUACCUCACCUUUACUGUUCCUGCGAACCCUGAUGAUAUUGGCAAUCACCCUGUCACCAAGACCUAUCCCCCAACUAAGCCUGGCGAGCCAGGUAUCGUAAUCAUUCAAGUCCCAACAUCUCCUCCUGGAGCCAAUGGGGUCCCUCUCUCUUCUAUUCCAUAUGUCACGGUCACUACUACUGGAGACUUCCCUUCUCUUACCGGCCCUUCCACUACUACCAUCACUCCUGAUGAGCCGGGAGCAACCGGUAGUGUCAUUAUUGAGGUCCCAAACACAACCAAUACAUCGCCUUCUGCAUCUUACAUCACAGUCACUACUCCAGGAGACCUUUCUCCCACGGAUGAUCCUCGCACAAGCACUAUUCCUCCCAGUAAUCCUACUGAUCCUGGCACUGUUAUUGUUGUCGUCCCCAGCUCCCAGGUUCCAUCGCCCUCUUCUGUGCCCUUUAUCACUCUUACCACCACUGGUAGUACCCUUAACCCAACAGACAAUCCAGUUACGUCAACUAUCUCCCCAUCUGGACCAACUGGUCCAGGCACUGUUAUUAUUAUUGUGCCAAGCUCACAGGCGUCGUCUGUCUCCUCAAUCCCAUUCGUCACUGUUACCACCACUGGCAAUACCCUCAACCCAACAGACGACCCCAUUACGUCGACUAUUUCCCCAUCUGGGUCGACAGGUUCCGGAACUGUCAUAGUCGAGGUUCCGCCUUCCAGUUCCUCCGCUGGAUCUGUCUCAUCGUCUUCUUCUAUACCUUUUAUCACUGUGACCACCACUGGUAGCACCCUCAACCCAACGGAUGAUCCAGUUACUUCAACUAUUUCCCCUUCUGCGUCAACAGGCUCCGGAACUGUUAUCGUGGAGGUUCCACCUUCAAGUUCUCCUGCGGGACCUGACUCAUCUUCCACUGCCGCCUCGUUUGUUACCCGCACUGUAACUGGGGAUGAUGGCAAUGGCGAGCCCUCUACAACUACCAUUAGCCCUACCGCAAGCUCUGGUCCAGCGACCGUUAUUGUCGAAGUCCCGCCUACGACCAAUAGUCCGUCACCUACUUCACCCGGUGACAGCAGCUCCGGAGGUCCUGGUUCAUCUGGACCCAGCAGCUCCGCUACUCAGGGACCUAGCGAUAGCGCCACUCCAUCUAGUAGCUCUAGUGGUACUGGACCAUCAUCCUCUGAUGCCGGGACGUCUAGUGCCAGCCAGGUGACGACCAAUGACGCUGCUUCGAGCACCUCAGCUAGUGCACCAGCAAGCAGUUCAUCGGUAUCAUCCAACACGCAGUCUGACGCGCCAUCCAGUACUGGUGCAGAGACUAGUAGCCCUACGACUUCUCCUGCCACCUCCCCUGCUGAUUCUUCUUCCGCUCCAACGAGAGACGCAGACACCAGCUCCUCCGCCAACCCCGCCACCUCUAGCCCUGCUUCGUCAGCGGCUACCUCUGCCCCAGGCUCCUCCACAGAGUCCGCUCCCAGCUCAUCCACCAGCGCUGCGGCCGCCAACUUUGAUCCUUGCCCCGACAGUCUCUAUGGAAACCCUGAGUGUUGUUCCCUCGAUGUUCUUGGGGUUGCAGACGUUGAAUGCGACUCACCCACUGAGUCCCCAACUGAUGCCGCCGACUUCCAAGCCAUCUGCGCUGCCAGUGGUAAACGAGCACGAUGCUGUGUCCUUCCUGUGCUUGGACAAGCUCUUGUUUGCUUGACCCCCGUUGGCGUAUCGAACUAA